Molecule: messenger RNA, 3961 nt
Organism: Pangasianodon hypophthalmus (striped catfish)
Lineage: Eukaryota; Metazoa; Chordata; Actinopteri; Siluriformes; Pangasiidae
Gene: mafba
Product: v-maf avian musculoaponeurotic fibrosarcoma oncogene homolog Ba
Exons: 2
Coding region: 869-2140 (423 amino acids)
Biological process (GO): regulation of transcription by RNA polymerase II
Cellular component (GO): nucleus
Molecular function (GO): RNA polymerase II cis-regulatory region sequence-specific DNA binding; DNA-binding transcription factor activity, RNA polymerase II-specific
Source: RefSeq, a predicted model, not a curated record
AGCAUUCGGGCCGAACAAGAGUCUCGCGCACGAGAGCGCACAGAGCUGACACAGGAGUAACAGCAGCAGCAGGAGGAGGAGGAGGAGGAGGAGCGCGCGCGCGCGAACGAGAGCCAGAGAGCGAGAGCGCGAGAGCCCCGUUCCAAAUAACACACACACACACACUAGAGCACGCGACAUCAUCAGCAGCAGAAGCAGCAGCAGCAGGAGGAGGAGGAGGAGGAGGAGGAGCGCGCGAGCCGAGUUCAGCUCAUAAGCAGGCACGCGGAGGAGGAGCAGGCGCGCGCCCGCCGAGUUCUCCCUCUGUCUCUCUGCGGUGCAGAGCUGGAACACAAGAAGAACUGCUUCUUCUUUUUUUAAAUCCUUUUCAUUUUUUCUUUCUUUCUUUCUUUUCGGAUUCGCUGGCACACCGGAGGGACUGGAGCCCUUUGUGUUUUUUGCUGUUGUUGUUUGUUUUUUUUUUUCCCCGCGCGCAUUUUUUUUUUUUUUUUAAUUUUUAAAAAAAAUCCUAUUUAUGAUUCAAGUUCAACUUUGCGAAAGGACCUGAGAUUUGUGCACUGACUUUUUUUUUUUUUUUUCCUCUACCUCUGUUUUUUUUCUUUCUUUUCUUUCUCCUUUCUCCUUUUUCUCGCCGCCCUGCUGUAAUAGCAGACUGUAAAUGCGAAAAGAAAGUCGGCAAACCAUGCAACUCGUGCACCUCGCGACGUCUGGUCUCGUGCAUUAAUCUCUGAAACAAACAAACAAAGUUUAUUCGUGCUGUUUUUUUUUUUUUUUUUUAAGCAAAAGUUUUUUUUUCUUCUGAAACAUUCCCCCGUGUCGGUGCACGCUGCACGGUGUAAAGUGGAGGACUUAGACAGACUCUUCUUGCAUGCGAUUUGAGAAGGAAGAAGAGCAGAAGCAGCAGCAGAAGCAGCAGCAGAAGCAGAGGUGCGUUUUUGCCACGCUCACGUACGCGCACAGCAGCGGAGACGCGAUGAGCGCCGAGGUGCUGCCCACAAGCCCGCUCGCCCUGGUGGACUACGUCAACGACUUCGACCUGCUCAAGUUCGACGUGAAGAAAGAGGCGCUUCACGGAGUAGUGAACGGCGGCGGCGGCGCGCGCGCGUGCCCCUCGCGCGUGCAGCAGCCCCAGGGCUCGGUGUCGUCGACUCCGCUCAGCACGCCGUGCAGCUCCGUGCCCUCGUCGCCCAGCUUCAGCCCCACGGAGGAGCACAAGAGCAACCUGGAGGAGCUCUACUGGAUGCCCGGUGGCGGCUACCCGCAGCACGUCGACCCUCACGCGCUCGGCCUGACGCCCGAGGACGCCGUGGAGGCCCUGAUCGGGCAUGCUCCGCCACCGCACGUGCAGCAACAGCAGCAACAGCAGUUGCAGCAAGGAGGCGGUUUUGAGGGUUACCGACCUGCCAUGCCUCAUCACCAUCAUCACCACCAUCCUCACGCGCAGCACCAUCCUCAUGCGUACGCUGCGCUUCAGCAGCACGCGGAUGACCUGCACCCUCACACGCAGCAGCAGCAGCAGCAGCAGCAUCCUCAUCAGCACCACAGCCAAGAUCCGGACAGCCCGUCUCCGACCUCUCCUCAGCUCCAUCACCACCGCCAUCACGCGCAACACACCAACCAUCACGGCCACCACGCUCACCAACACCACCACCAUCACGCGCAGCAGCAGCAGCAUCACGGCAGCGCGCUGAGCAUCCUGGGCAUGGAGGAGCGCUUCUCCGACGAGCAGCUCGUCUCCAUGUCCGUACGCGAGCUCAACCGGCACCUGCGCGGCUUCUCCAAGGACGAGGUGGUGCGCCUGAAGCAGAAGAGGCGCACGCUCAAGAACCGUGGCUACGCGCAGUCCUGCCGCUUCAAGCGCGUACAGCAGAAGCACGUCCUCGAGAGCGAGAAGACGCAGCUCCUCAACCAGGUGGAGCAGCUCAAGCAGGAGAUCGGACGCCUGGCGCGAGAGCGGGACGCCUACAAACUCAAGUGCGAGAAGCUGACAUCAGCGGCUGCGGGUUCGAGCGCCGGAGCGGGCGGGUUCCGCGAGGCGGGUUCCACCAGCGACAACCCGUCUUCACCAGAGUUCUUCAUAGCGUUAACACACUUCUCAACUGUUCAGGACGGGAAAAAAAGACGUUCGAAUCAAUACUGAUGCUAAGAAGAGAGAGCAAGAAAGAGAGUGAGAGAAAGAAAGGGAGAGAGAGAGAAAGAGAGAGAGGGAGGGAGAGAGAGAGAGGACCUUCGGACUUUGUUGUUUUCUUUGGACUUCUCCCUCUUGGGUCCAAUAUGUCAAUUUUUUGAGAACAAGACAGUAUGCAAAACUUUUAUGCAACAUCUCAUCGGUUUAUUGCCUGCUUGGUUAAAUAAAAGAAAAAACAUGAUAAAUAUACUGCAUUAAAAUAUUAAUCCUGCAUGCUGGACAUGUACGGUAAUAAUUUCUAUUUUGUACUUCCUUGUUUAUUUUUUCUUCUCCGUGUAUCUUAAAUAGCAUGUUGUUGAUCUUUUUUUCCCUUUCUUCCCAUCGAUGAUGUUUCUGGGACUUUAGACAUGAACCGGUGGCCACAUCACCAGUUACGACGCCGUUCGUUCGGGGCUUGUAAAUACAUGCAACGGCAAAAAAAUUUGCAAGAUUGAAAAAAAAUUAAAUAAUGAAUGAGUUGAGCAGAGCUUUGGGAACUUUUUAAUGAUUAGAUUUUUUUUUUUUGUAAUAUUUUGGGGCAUUUUUUUUGCAGUUGCAUCAAAAGUCGGCCGAGUUUGUAUAUUAAGUGCACUUUUCUUUGGAUUUUCUUUUCAUUUUGAGUCUUUUUUUUUUUUUUUUUUUUUUGCAGACCGCCCUCAAGGAAGACAUAACAAAGAUACACUCUGUGUUAGACUCGAUACACUUUGCAUUUGUGUUGCAAGGUCAUGCAAUGAAAAAAAAAAAAGAAAACAAAAUGCACAUUUUACACACACACACACACACACACACACACACACACACACACACACGAUGCAAUUCCUUGAGGAGCAGUUUCCCGCUCUGCAGACGCCGGAGUAAAGCGCUGCGUGUUUUCCAGCGUGUUUUAUGCACCAGAGCUGCUCGUGUUUCCUUUUUCAUUUCGACUCGUAGCAGGAAAUGCAGUUUUGUCCCGUUGCAUAAUCCAUGCCUGUUAUAUAAUCCGAACAAAUAUCUACAAGUCUCAUCAUUUUUCACUUUCAAUUUGUUUCUUUUUUAAUUAUUAUUAUUAUUUUCCUGUCAGUUUCAUGAGCUGAAAAUUUCUAGAAUUUAAAAAAAAUCAAAGCAAUUAUAAUUCUAACAAUUUCCUAAAAUCAGGGUUUUUAAAUUUUUUUUUUUAAUUAUUGUUUUCAUUUUCUUGUACCGAGUUUGAGUGAUCAUUGUUUAAUGUUUUCCUGUAUUUUUUUUCUGCCGGUCAGUAAAAAAAAGGGAUUCAGGUUUUGCAAAAUCUCAAAAUGAAAAAAAUGUUAUGUUCUUAUUCAUGUUAUUAUUUGUAUUGUUUUUUUUUCUCUCUGUUUUCUGAGAUUCUGGUUCUGCUGGCCAGAUGCAUUAUAGUUAUAGUUAUGGUUUUAUUUUUUAAUGAUUAAAUUAACAGAACUUGUCAGAUCAUAUUGAAUAAGAGCAUGGUGCUUGCAUUUAAGAAUUAUUGUUAAAAAAAAUGAAACAAACAAACAAAAAAAAAAGAAAGUCAUGCAUUUAAUCUUGUUUUUGUUUUUAUUUCGUUACUGAUUCAACUGUGUUGAAAUCAAAUCUGAAACUGCAGCAGCGGGUUGUUGUUCUGUUGGUUAAUUUCCUGUCUUAAUGCAAGGGGAUCAAUUUUCAAUCCUGUUUAUAUAUAAAAUAAAUGAGAGAGAGAAAAGUUGUUAAAUUUGAACUUCCAUUCAGGCUGGUUUCUGUUUCAUCUUAUUUUUUUUUGGUUGUCGUUUUAUGGAAGAAAAUGGUUUCCUAUUUUGCUUAUUAAAGUCAUUGAAAUGGCAA